CCUACAGUCCGCCGUCUGGCCCGGAAGCGGAGGAGCACUGGUGAUGAGGAUCCACCACCCCUGAGUCUCAGCUACAAGGUUCAUGUAGCAUCAGUGAACAUUCCUACAGCUGCAGGCCUGGCCUCUUCAGCAGCUGGCUAUGCCUGCUUAGCUUAUGCCCUGUCCCAAGUCUAUGGAGUGGACAGUGACCUCUCAGAAGUUGCUCGUCGUGGCUCAGGCAGUGCCUGUCGUAGUCUACAUGGUGGCUUUGUGGAGUGGCAGAUGGGGGAACGUGCUGAUGGGAAGGAUAGUGUUGCCCGGCAGGUGGCCCCUGAGUCACACUGGCCUGAACUUCGGGUUCUCAUACUAGUGGUGAAUGCUGAGAAGAAGCCAACAAGCAGCACGGCAGGUAUGCAGACAAGUGUGGAGACCAGCACUCUGCUCAAGUUCCGGGCCGAGUCUGUGGUGCCAGCGCGCAUGGCAGAGAUGAUCCGCUGUAUUCAAGAACGGGACUUCCAGGGCUUUGGCCAGCUGACCAUGAAGGACAGCAACCAGUUCCAUGCUACCUGCCUGGACACCUUCCCACCCAUCUCCUACCUCAGUGACACCUCCAGGCGCGUCAUGCACUUGGUGCAUCGCUUCAAUGCCCACUAUGGGCAGACCAAGGUAGCGUACACAUUUGAUGCAGGCCCCAACGCUGUCAUCUUCACCCUGGAUGACACCAUGGCUGAGUUUGUGGCUGCUGUGAGGCACAUCUUUCCCUCCAAAUUAAAUGGGGACAAAUUCCUGAAGGGGCUACCAGUGACAUCUGUCCCGCUCUCAGAUGACCUCAAAACUUCUCUGGCCAUGGACCCCAUCCCCGGUGGCAUCAAAUAUGUCAUUGCCACUCAGGUGGGCCCUGGGCCACAAACUCUGGAUGACCCCAGCACUCACCUCCUGGGCUCCGAUGGCCUACCAAAGCCUGCCCCGUGACUACACAGAAGCACCGGACUCUUGGUUGGACAACGUACACCGACUGAAUUGGGAUAGUGGAGUGACUACCUGUGGAUAUUCUACCAUAUGCCUCAUCUUUCCCAACCUGCACUCCCACCCUAAGCAGUGAGACCCAUGGAGCCAGUAGGGAGCUGAAGAGGCUCUCCAUGCAGGGAGGUUCCCUGUGGCUUCCUAGUGUUCGCAUAAUGGCAACCCCUGGCUUCCGGGCCAGAUUUGGGACCAGACCUUGAACUUGGUCCAUGGGCAUGGUAGAAGGUUUGCUUAUGUAGAGAGCAAUGUGUGUGUCCAGGAGGAAGGGCUGGCCCUUGGGCUCCUGUGAAUAAAGCAGUGGUGUUGAAUGCC
Erinaceus europaeus (western European hedgehog) is the source of this 1314-nucleotide messenger RNA. It is a transcript of the gene MVD, whose product is annotated as mevalonate diphosphate decarboxylase. Gene Ontology annotation, cellular component: cytosol. Gene Ontology annotation, molecular function: ATP binding; diphosphomevalonate decarboxylase activity. Gene Ontology annotation, biological process: isopentenyl diphosphate biosynthetic process, mevalonate pathway; isoprenoid biosynthetic process. The record is from RefSeq and is a predicted model, not a curated record. NCBI's taxonomy places the organism in Eukaryota, Metazoa, Chordata, Mammalia, Eulipotyphla, Erinaceidae.